Messenger RNA from Cladocopium goreaui, 2523 nucleotides. The record is from the annotation of a GenBank genome assembly. NCBI's taxonomy places the organism in Eukaryota, Dinophyceae, Suessiales, Symbiodiniaceae.
AUGGCACUCACAGGAGAACCUGACGAUGUGGCCAAGACUCACAAAGUGAAAGAGAAGAAGGAUGGAGCUCCGGAGAAGCUCACUCCUGAAACCAUGGCGUUCUCCGGAUGCAGCAUCACUAGCGGAGUUGGCAAAGGCUUGGUGGUCGCCGGUGCUAGGAAGACCACCUGCUUUUGCUUCCCUGACACCUCAGCCAAUCAGACGCCUUUGCAGCAAAAUCUCAACAAGCUAGGUGCGCGAAUUGGGGUCCUGGCCAUCAUCAUUUGUAUUGGUAUCUUCAUCAUCGGAUGGCUCACCGAUCGAAAGGAUCCCAGCAAUCCGGACAGCCCUGUCCAGCAAGAAGUGUUGGUGCGAAAAAUUGCUGCAGUGGAAACGCUGGGGUCAGCUUCAGUGAUUUGCAGCGACAAGACCGGCACUCUCACAGAAGGCAAGAUGACCAUGGUGGGCAUGUAUGCUGCUGGCACUACCUACGAAGUCACUGGCAAGGGUUUUGAUCCAGAGGUGGGUGGCGUGAUGCGAGGAGAUGGCACAGAUGGCAAGAAUGAUAUGGGCACCUUGUUGGGACAAGCUCACUCAACUGGGCAGCUACAGUGUGGUGUGAAGAGCAGCCUGCUGACAGCAAUCCUUUGCUGCAACACCACUCUCAGCAAGGAGAAGGAUGAGGCACAUUGGGAGCUCGUGAUGUUCAUGAUGAGAAACUCCACACUUUCGCCUCACCUGCUUCUGCUGGCUGUUUGCGCUUGUCAGAGCUCAGCACAGGCUGGCGUCAUGAAGUGGACACCCAAGGGCAACUCCUCCGAAGCCCCCAUUGUGGUGGCUGCUCGUAAAGUUGGCCUAUCUGAGAACAUUGCCAGCGACUAUCCUCGGGUGCUUGAAGUUCCAUUCUCCUCAUCUCGCAAGAUGAUGCUUACAGUGUCAAAGGUGGGCGGCACACAUCUCUGUGCCGGCGGCAUGCCUCUGCCUCCAGGAACCAAUUACCUGGCAGUUUGCAAGGGUGCUCCCAACUACAUUAUUGACUUGUGCUGUGAGCAGCUGCGGGCGGAUGGAAGUGUUGACAAGUUGACCGAUGAUGACAAGGCCAACAUCCUCAAGAUUGUUGAUGGCUACUCUGCCCGAGCUUUGUGUGUUUUGGCGAUUGCGUCGCGGCCAAUGUCGAAGAUGCCGUACGAUGAGAGCAACGACGAUGUUCUGGACCCAGCGAGUCAUGAACAUAUCACGGAGAUCACCACGGACCAGAAGUUCGAGGCCUGCCGCAAGCAGCUGCGUUUGAUUGGCCUUGUGGCAUCUAUUGAUCCUGAACGUGAUGGCGUUCCUGAUUCAGUGGUUGCCGCCCGUGGAGCGGGCAUUCGCGUGGUGAUGAUCACGGGUGACUACCUCCUUACUGCUAUUGCCAUUGCCAAAAACGUGAACAUCCUGCAGCCAUCGGAUGAUGUGGAGACCUCGGCCAUGGACUGUGCCAACCUGAGACCUGAUGGCGAAUAUCUGCGGCCAGAGGAGACAGAGCCGCCCGUGGAUUUUCCCUUUGGAGAUGUUGAAGGACCUUCUGCUGCAAGUGCAAGGUGGGACCUCUGCAUGAUGCACAGGAAUGGCAACAUGCUCUUUUUGCUGUGCACGGCCCUUAGAUUUGGACCCGACUUCAAUGUUGGGGACAAGACUUGGGGCACUUCGCGAUGUCUUGGAGCUGAAGAGCUCUGCUGUGCAAUCUUUCCAAGGUUUGCUCUACAGCAAGGACAGACAGAUCGUCGAUUGACGGAAGACCGGGAAUUGAGUGAAGCGCGAGAACUUCAAGGUGUCAAUCUGGAGGCGGCACCACAUCUGACCCAGCUAUCAUCGGAGACGAGCGAUGUUAAACAGGCAAUGCCUCCAGAGUGGAGUUUCUUUGGAGGAACAGGUGAGCCGGCUCCGAAUGUGAACACCUACAGCCUCUUCGACGGAGAGUCGCUGUGGUUCCAGAUGGUGGGACAGGUGGCAGCUGGCACUGGAGCGGCGGCUCAAGGUGGACCUGCAGUUCCACGAGCUCAAGGAGGUGGACCUGCAGUUCCACCAGCUCAAGGAGGUGGACCUGCAGUUCCACCAGCUCAAGGAGGCGCCGGAGCAGCAGCAUCCUCGGAUCAAGGCAGUCCUGGCGUUGGCGGGGCGUAUGCACCGAGUCCAGACAGUGCGAGCCCAGAAACCCUCUCCCACUGGAUUGCCCUCUUUGCAGAGCAGUCCAACUUGCCAGAGGGAUCAAAUGGCUCCGCUGGAAGCUGCGACGCCUUGGAAGAGCUGCUGCGUACUUCCCUAGGCAGCGGAACUGCGGCAUCCUCCGCGCAAGGCAGCGGAACUGCGGCAUCCUCCGCGCAAGGCAGCGGAACUGCGGCAUCCUCCGCGCAAGGUGGUCCACCUGAGGGUGCAGCUGAAGCAACAGCUGAAGGAGGUGGUCCACCUGCAAUUCGUCCAGCUGAAGGAGGUGCGACAUCCUCGGCUCAAGGUGAUAGCGGCAGCGGUCCCCAUCCUGCCCCUGAGAAGUGUGUUGUGAGCUGA